This is a messenger RNA of Gloeophyllum trabeum ATCC 11539, 992 nucleotides long. RefSeq lists its product as uncharacterized. The transcript has 6 exons. The coding region runs from base 1 to 924 and encodes 307 amino acids. Lineage: Eukaryota; Fungi; Basidiomycota; Agaricomycetes; Gloeophyllales; Gloeophyllaceae. The record is from RefSeq and is a predicted model, not a curated record.
AUGUCGACCCGGCAUGACCGCUACGACAAAGACGCGGAUGACGCAAGGGGGCGGCAUCGCAGUCCCAGUUCUGAUCGAAGGUAUAAAGAUGACAGACUACGGAAUAGAGGGGACGACGAGAGGGAUAGAAGAUCGUUAGAACGAAGAAGACCGGGCAAGGACGACCGCGACGCACCUCGUUCCAGGUCGCCACGCAGGGGGCGUUCCCGUUCCAGGUCUCCUAAGCGGCGUGAUUCCGUCUCUCGUUCUCCUGACCAGCGCAGCCGUCGAGGUCGCGAGAAGCGGAGACAUUCACGUUCAGCAUCCCGCUCAAGGUCGCGAUCCCCUUCUCAGUCGUCCACGUCGUCGGAUCACCAUCGGAAGAAGAAAAAGAAAGACAAGCACAAAAGACGUAGCAGUCGGAGUCGUGAGCGGAGGGAGCGGAAGAAGGAGAAGAAGAAGAAAAAGAAGAAGGGCGGUGCUCAGAGCUUUGAGUGGGGCAAAUACGGUAUCAUCAGUGAGACCGAUUUAUAUAACAAGGACCAAGAGUUUCGGACAUGGUUAGUCGAAGAGCGCCUGAUCAAUCCAGAAACACUAUCUAAGGACCAAACGAAGAAAGAGUUUGCCAAAUUCGUCGAGGAUUAUAACACAGCCACACUUCCCCAUGAGAAGUAUUACAACAUGGAAGUGUUCGAUAGACGUAUGAACGCCCUCCGUGCUGGUGAAUACCUUCCCCCGACGGACGUCUACGACCCCAACGCAGACAUGCAGGCGCAUGCCAGUAGGCACAAAAAGAAGGACGUGGAACGCGAGAGCUACCUGAGCAAAGAGCAGCUGCAGGAGCUGCGAAGAGUGCAGAACGAGAGGGUCGAGAUUGGCAGGAUGAAGCGUUUAGGCAUGGACGUCAAGCAGAAUGUCGGUGUUCGUAUGGAGUUCGAUGCGUGAAUGCCUGGAGGGCUGGCAUUUUCACUGUAAUAUAUGUUGUUGCGAAUGCAGAGGAUGCAUUGAACGUG